CCAACCUUGUUUACUGUAAACUUUCGUAUUGUUUUUUCGGUUUUUAUUUUUCUUUAGUUCUUUAGUUGGAGUCCUUGGGCAACGAGUUGGACUUUUAUUUAGAUUAUCCUAACUUUCAAUUCUAAUUACCUAUUACUUCACGAGGCCCAUAUAUCCUCACAAACGCUAGCAAGACGGAAAACAAGCAUCUUCCUCGUUUGGCCUGUGCCCGGUCCUAGUGUGUUGUUGCCCUCCACCGCAAAAAGAGAGAACGGUGUAAACAAAAAGUUGUUUAUCUAUAUCCCCCUCUCGCCGUUAUUGUGUUGUAAUUUGUUUACCCUUCUCAUUUCUUUUUGAUUCGAUCGGUGAAAAAAAUAAAAAUGUCCGAGGACGUAUCCAAAUUUUUGAUGCAGGUUAAAGAAUUGGGCGAUCGACGAAUCGAAGAAGAUGAGGCCCGUUCACGAGAAUUAGAAGAGAGAAUAUUACGGGAAAGAAAAGAACGAGAGGCUCGCCGCGCAGAACGCGCCAGGUCCAUUUCACCUCAAAAAUCGUCACCAGCGAAUACUCCACCCCCUACGACACACCGCAUCGACACUCACGGCUCGUCUAGCCGCCUCAAUUUAGACUCAUCUCCUGUUCUCGAGCCUCCUGCCAGCCCUCACACUCGUUCUGGUUCUAACGCUGAAGAAAUGGUUUCCCCUGGAGAAUUCUCGACCUCCCCCUCAAAAGAGAACGAAUUGCCAAUCGAUUUGGAAAAUAAGCAACCCGGUCAAAUUUCCCCCACUCGAACCGGAUCUAGGGCCAGGGGGUUAUCGUGGCAGAGAAGACCUAAUUCCCAGACCUCCGAACGCUCACGCAGCCGGCCAUUGUCCAUAGUUGCUGCUGAAAACGCUGCACGAAAUCCCCCUCCUGAACCUACUUCGGCAACAGAAACUAUAUCAAGAGAUCAAAUUGCCUCGGCAUUGUCCUCUAAAGACCCCUCGUGGUUCCGUCAAACUGCUGAUAGGGGUGCCAAUUCCGCCGCUUAUCGACGAAACCAGGUCGAGGAUAACCAAAUCGCAGACAUUUCUCAGAUGCCGGCUCAGCUUCCGGGCAUAUCGCGUGCACCAUCUGGCGGGGCUCCAAAGGAGGAUGCUGGCUCAAAACCAACAUCUCCUGACCUUCACAGCAGCUUUGCUUCCCCUCCCCCCUCGGCGAGCACACCCAAAACAGACCCCUUUACUAGUGAAACCCAGCUAGAGUUCGAUAUUAGCCAAGAACGAUCCCUAAUGUCACCCCCUUCCGGACGAACCUCGCCAUCUAAAAUGGAUAGAUCUGGCUCGCCAACGAAAGGAAUGGGCGGGUUCGUACAGAGUGCUAUGAUGAAGCGCUCGGAUAGCAUUAAAAGAUGGAGCGUCCAAUCGCCGUCUGGUGCACCACGUGUAGACCCGGUCGCCUCCAGCCGGAUAAGUGCUGGGCCAAGGUCGAGGCCGGCCAGUAUCAUUCGCGACCCUUCACUGGAGCUUUCGCCGAGACCUUCACCAAAUCCGGAAGGAGAGCGUCCAAAAGAAGAUUCGGUUGACCCAGAGAAGCCUAGUGAUUCGCUCAAACUCGACAGCAAAUCACAAGCGGAACCACAGGGGCAAGAUCCCGGCAGGACUACGCCUCCUACCAGCCCCUCCAAAACCAUGGAUUCUAGAAGAUGGAGCCCUACGAAAUCUAGCUGGCUGGAAUCUGCCUUAAAUAAACCCGAGUCCCCCAAACCGAAGCAUAACCCUUCCGCAAGCCAACCAGCUUGGAUGGCAGAACUUCAGAAGGCGAAAGCCGAGAAAGCUGCCAAUCCGAGCGCGGAAAGAAGCAGGUCCCCCACUAUUUCGCAUAAGCAUCAAGUCAGCAUCGGUGGGCUUAUGAGGUCUUCCGCACCUGGCAUCACUGCAAAACCUGUUGGCUUGGGAGUUCUUCCACCAGGUCCCUCAGCGGGCACCAAUACUCGUUCCGAAAACAGUCCUGUCGCUCCAAAGGAACUUCGGAGCCCAACGAUGCCGGAACUGAAAAGUCCAGUCUUGGAUCGUAAACCCUCGGAAUCCUCCCUGCCUAUUAGCAAGCCAAAGCCCGACGCUCCACCUAAGAAGGACUUUCGAGCAAAUCUCAAACCUAGGCAACCCCCUCCAACGACUAGCGGUCCCCAAGACAAUGAGUUCAAGAACGUUUUUAGUAAUCUCCGAAAAACGACUACUUCGAACUACGUUGCUCCAGAUGAGCUUAAGGGCAAUAUUCUGAGAGGAAAGGCAUCACUUCAUUUUACUGGGGGGCCCAAGAAGACGGAACGUGUCGAUGAGUUUAAGGAAGCAAUCCAAUCGAGGAGGAAGGAUUUCCAGAAAGCCCAAUCGGAAGGUCGCGGUAUUACGCGAAAUGACAGCACAGCAAGCGAACAACCAGUCCCAGAGGGCUUACUUAAACGGGGCGAGCUUGGGCGGUCAAAUACAAUAACCCAAGACUCUCCCACUUCAGAGGUAGCAGGAUCAGACUUUAGAAGGCCAAGCAUUGUAUCAAAAUCUGUUUCUCCCCAAGAACCGCCAUCAAGUAAGCUUCAACGAUUCGGUGGUAUUGAUAACCGCGAUCCCUCUCCGGAAUUCAAAUCUCCCAAGGUGGAUCCUCUAAGCAUGGCCCCAAGUAUGACGAGAAGAGGGUCGGUCCAACCAAUUGACCAGUCACCAAUUACCCAAAAGGAUGCUAGUAUUCCCGGCCGGUUGCCAGGGAAGAUCGGAGGUGGUGGUUUAGCAAACCGGUUUAAUCCAGCUCUCGCUGGCUUGAUUGCUAAAGGACCACCAGGCAUGGGGUCUGGAUCUUCAUCCUCUAGUCCGUCAGCAUCGAGCUCGCGCAACCCUGCUUCUGAAGUAAAUGAUAACGAAGCCGGCUCGGGUCCAAAGUUGACGCAUAUGACAAAAGGUCGCGCUCGGGGACCUAAGAGGAAAGCUCCUACUUCCGCUGCUUCAGCACCAUCAACAUUUUCUGGCGAGCAAGAAGGAAAAUCGUUUGAAACAAAUACAAGCGAAAAGCCCGCCUCCAUUUCACCAAUUCAGCCAGAGAAGGCUUCUAUUUCCACUCUAGAGCCUCAAAUAACUUCACCAGUUGAUUCCCCGACGGUGGGCUGCGAUGAACCAGCGAGACCAAAACUGCAACCUGUAGGUGCCGCUAAGUCGUUCGACUCCGUAUCCGAAGAUUCCCCUAGCAAAAUUUAUGAACAGGUGGCCGCGUAUGUCGCUCAGGGGAGACAACGAUCGCCGACGAAGACAAUUGAAGAACCUAAAGAGACCACUUCUCAGCCGCCAUCCCCAAGGAAGCUGGAUAUGAAACGGAUGUCACGUUUCCUCGAUGACUCCACACAAGCUUCUGAAAAAAAUGGUGAGCCUGAGCCGGUCAAGGAUGUGAAAAAGGAUAACGACUUACCACCAGUGGCGAAGCCAAAGCCUUUAUUUGAUAAGUCGACCGCUUCCGAUGCACCAAAGUCCGAGGCGCAACCACCUCCGCCGAGCAAGCUCAAUAAGCCGCUACCGGAACCCCUCUCUUUGGAGCGUAAGAAGCAGCCUCCCGCGGAGGUCAGUAGCUCUAGUCCUAUUUCUUCGAAGGCUACCGCGACAACUCCUUCGAGCACCCGGCCUUUACCGGCAAUUCCAACGACCGCCGAGCCAGAACUUUCAUUGCGCAACCGUCCAUUACCAGCAGAACCCAAACAGGCUCCACGCCCUUUACAAAAUCCUAUAUCAAAAUCACCGCCUGAGACGACCUCACCCGUUCGUUCACCUACUAAACAAUCAUAUGAUGCUUCUACCCUGCUCAAUGACUUUUUUGACCCCGAACGCUCACGAAAGAAGUAUAACGUAGAUGCCGCCGAGUUAUUGAUGCAUCGGCCAAACGUAACUCCAACAAAAGUACAAACAUUAAAGUCUCAACUAUUCCAGUUCUCGGCGGAUGGCAAAAGACUACCAGUCCCAACCCAUCACGAACGCACCUUAUUCGAACGUGAAAUGUACCUCUGUUCUCAUACGUUCAAGGAUGAAUCAGGCAAGAAGGUUUUUUCGGAGGUUUAUUUCUGGGCGGGAGACGAAGUGCCCCAAUCAACUGUUGAAGACGCAUCGGUAUUCCUUCCUCGCGAAGCGAAGUCUCUAGCCGGCAAGUUGAUCAAGCUUCAACAAGGCAAGGAGACCCCUGAGUUUCUUCAAGCGCUGGGGGGUAUAGUGAUCGUCCAACGUGGCUCAGGUAACAAGUUCGACUCACUUGCCCCACAUAUGCUAUGCGGAAGACGAUAUCUCGGACAUGUUGUCUUUGAUGAGGUUGAUUUCACGCCUGCCUCGUUGUGCUCUGGAUUUCCGUACGUUGUGACAACAGCCGGAAGGUGUUACAUAUGGAAAGGCAAAGGUAGCGGGGUUGAUGAGUUAAGUUGCGCACGUCUCAUAGGGAUGGACUACGCGCUAUCGGGUGAAAUGGAAGAAGUUGAGGACGGUCAGGAGCCGGCCAAUUUCUGGAGUCUUUUCGAUACCAAGUCCAAGCCUGUGUCGGCCGAUCAUUGGCGUCUCAAGCCCAACUACGAUAAAUACUGCAGCCGGCUAUUCUACUCGGAUGCAGCUUCUAGGCAGCAGAUUAUCGAGAUAUCUCCUUUUUCGCAGGUGGAUAUACAGCCAACGGGCAUUUACGUACUCGACGCUUUCUUCGAAUUGUACAUCAUCGUAGGAUCACGGGCCCAAUCACAGUAUUCGUCGUUCCAUAACGCAUUAGAUUUUGCCCAAGAGUACGCAAUUCUCGCGGCAGGGAUGGAAGAUAGGCCAUUCGUUCCGUUCUCGUCUGUCGUACUAGAGGGUAUUCCUCGGGAUAUGAAGAGCGUGUUCCGCAAGUGGCGCGACGCCAACAGUCCCACAGUCACAAACGUGAGCACGGGACUCAAGCGAGGACGCAGUUUACGGGUUGUGCCACUCAACCAGGCUCUACAGGCACUGAGUGAUUAGGAAUCUUCUCGGUCUUGAGUGUAACUGUUCGGAGCUUCCUCUGGGCACGUGGAGGAAACAUCACUGUUUUGCAAGGAAUUUGGAAUUUAGUAUCUAUCGACGCCUUAUCAUAACAGCAGUCGCAUAGCUUCCUUCGUGGACGAGGGACCGCUUGCCCAUAUCUUGCAUGUACGUCCUGUACAUGCAUACUUUAAUUCGUGUAUUUAUUAGGGAUGUAUAGGUCAGGUCGAAGACAAGGACGGCGUUAGGGAAGCAUGUACAUAUUGAUGCAUGUUCUAGGGCGCAAAGGGUUGAUACAAGAGCCUUGCUAUUUGUAGGUACGCCGUUAGAUCUCACGACGGAAUGAUCAUGCAAUCGAUGUCGAGGAAAUACUACUUCAUUAAACUAUAGGCCAUCUACUGAUCGAUAAAUAUUCGGAUAUUGAACGCAACGCAGGUUGAAAACA
Molecule: messenger RNA, 5406 nt
Organism: Hypoxylon trugodes
Lineage: Eukaryota; Fungi; Ascomycota; Sordariomycetes; Xylariales; Hypoxylaceae
Exons: 3
Coding region: 360-4961 (1533 amino acids)
Biological process (GO): actin filament severing; barbed-end actin filament capping
Molecular function (GO): phosphatidylinositol-4,5-bisphosphate binding; actin filament binding
Source: RefSeq, a predicted model, not a curated record